Messenger RNA from Trypanosoma theileri, 1827 nucleotides. RefSeq lists its product as uncharacterized. NCBI's taxonomy places the organism in Eukaryota, Euglenozoa, Kinetoplastea, Trypanosomatida, Trypanosomatidae. The coding region runs from base 1 to 1827 and encodes 608 amino acids. Gene Ontology annotation, cellular component: lytic vacuole; endosome. Gene Ontology annotation, biological process: SNARE complex assembly. Gene Ontology annotation, molecular function: SNARE binding. The record is from RefSeq and is a predicted model, not a curated record. The transcript has a single exon.
AUGUCAUCUGCAGUGCUGCCAGCUGAGUUUCGCUGCUUUCGCCAUAUUCUUCACAUAUACGCCCGUAACUUGCCAUUACACGCGACAGAGACAGAUGUUGAUGACUGCGAUGACGAUAAUGAUGGUGAUCGCAGCAAUAACCGAGAGGUGGGUGAACGUGGAAUAAAUAAUCAGCCGUUAACAUCAGGCGGUACCGGAACCAUACGGAACUCUGUCCCACGAAGUAGCUGCCAAACCACUACAAGACAUCGAUGUGUAUCAUCCUACUUUAUUUUGAGUAGACCGCCAAAUAAUAGUGGGAGUAGUACUAAUGAAAACAGCAAUAUCAGCAAUAAUGGGAACGGGAACAACAAUAAUUUAGAGGCGAGUGGGGACCCUCGUAUAUAUAUGAGUGAGGUUUGCCGUGAUACGCAGCACCCAGUGUGGAAUCACAUUCCAGAAGAAACACGACGACAGUUUCAAGGCAUCACACGAUUUGUUUUUUCCCUUUACUACUGUACUACACACCCGGAGGAGGCGUUACCAGCACCAGAGACUGAUUUUCUUCUUUACGCAAUGUUAAUCCGGACAUCUAAUGUACAAUAUGUGGCACCUUCUAUCACAAAAGCCGACUCGCUCCCUAGUCUUCCUUACCAUGUAGACAAUGGAGCCAAUUCAUUUGUAGUCUUGCUUCGCUGUACCGAUGGUGUCUUCUUUCCAAUGCAUCAAGGAGUGCAAGUAGAUGAGGGUGGGGCUGUGAUUGAUGUAACCAACAGACCGUAUCUUCAUGAUAUCAAUACUAGUAACGCCUCUUCUAACAUUAAUAACAAUUCCACCCCUACGGCCCUCAUGCUAGUAGAGGGGGUUGCAAACACAAUGCGGCAACAACAACAACAACAACAACAACAACAACAACAACAACAACAACAACAAAACAGAGGUGUCUUUGCUUCUGCAGAGAAUAUUACGGUAGGGGACCUCAAGGCAUGUACAACCGCUUCAUUAGCGUGGGUUUAUCUUUCUCAUAUAGCGACAGCACGCAGAGAAGAACAACAAAAUGUGAUGGAUGCUAUGGCAGAGGCGCAUAGAGGCGAGGCAGCCGUUGGUGCACAACACGCAAUGCUCGAAGUGCGUCUUGCCAAGGCUCGUGAGCGUUUGCAUCAACAGAGUGAAAAAAUACAUACAUUACAUGAGCGAUACAGGAAUGAACAAGAAGCUCUUAUAUCUGAGAGAUUACAAUUGGAUCAACUACAAGAAAACAUUCGUAGUGCAGAGCAAUUAAAAGAAGAUAUGGAAAAGAAAUCAGGAGAAGAAGAAGUUUUGCUUGCCGCUCGUCGUGCCGAGCUUGGUAAUGCUAGAAAGUUACGGAUAGGAGAACUAAGGGUACUUUUCCCUAUUCAGGUAGGUAUAUCAGGGAUGUCAGACACUAUCUGUGGACAUUCUUUACCAAUGAAAGGUAAAGAUACAGUUAUAAAUGGGGAAUUAAUGGAAGAGUGGUCUCUUGCAUUAGGUUAUGCCGCACAUCUCGUGAUUACUGCAGCUGCUAUUUACGGUUGUAUACUUCCUCAUCCAUUGUUAGUAUGUGGCUCACGUUCUUGUGUGUUAACAAAGCCAGGACUUUCUGCAUCUGCAGUAGGGACACCAUGUACUGGAAUAAAUGAUGUGAAGCUACCAUUAUAUUGCACAAGAGCUGCUGAUCGACCAUUAAUGUUAGCAGCAAUACAACUCUUUUUACAGGAUGUGGCGGUACUUGCGAAGGAUAUGGGAUAUCACAAUAUCGCAGCAGAUGCAAUAGAAAGUGAUACUAGCUUGGGUGUUUUAUUGAGUCAGCUGUUGCAGUCUGCUUAA